Messenger RNA from Globicephala melas (long-finned pilot whale), 8825 nucleotides. It is a transcript of the gene ZSCAN16, whose product is annotated as zinc finger and SCAN domain containing 16. The record is from RefSeq and is a predicted model, not a curated record. Lineage: Eukaryota; Metazoa; Chordata; Mammalia; Artiodactyla; Delphinidae.
AAUUGCAUUACUCCUUCAUUGUCAUCCCAAACUCCAUAUUUUCUUUAUUUUCUCCUGAGCACUAACAACCACCAUCUGAUACACUAUAUAUUUUUCUUGUUUGUUUAUUGCCUGCCUCCCUACCCCCACCCUCCACACACACACACUUAGAAGUUUUAUGAAGGCACGGGCAUUGUUCUACUUUAAACUAGUUCCAGCUUCUAGAACAGUGCCUGGCACAGUAGGUGAAUAAUCAAUAUUUGUGAAAGAAAGAGAAAGGAGAAAAAAAACCUAAGCUUUUCUUACCCGUCAGCUUGGCAAAGAUCAAAAUAUUUCAUAACAUUUCGUUGGCAAGUAUAGGUAAACAUCGCAGAUGCGUUCUAUGAUUAGUAAUUUGGCACUAAGAAAAGUACAAAUGCCCCUACUCUGUGCUCUAGUAAAUCUUUUUCUAGGAAUAUAUACUAUGGGUAUAUCCUUACACACAAGAAAUUAUGAUGUUCAGAGUAAUUUAUUGCAGCAUUGAUUGAAAAAUAAAAGAAUGGAAACAACCUACUUGACCAUCAAUAGUGUAAUUAUUAAUAAAUUAUGGCAUAACUGAAUACUAUGUGAUUAUUCUUUUUAAAAAAGAGCAAGAUGGAAGAAGCCCAUUAUGUACAAUCUCCAAAAUCAAUUAGUAGGAGGGAAAAAAAAAAUCAAGUUGAAGAACUGUUACCAUUUGUGUAUGGGUGUGUGUAUUUGGGGGUGAGGAUGAGGGAAUCUAAACCUGCGUAAUAUACCUAUGGAAUGAUAUAGCAUAUGUCACGAAAAAUGGUUACCAAAUCUAGAUGCGGGGGCCAGUUAUCCUUUUCUUUUCUAAUCUUUUUUAUUGAAGUUUACUUAAUUUACAGUGUUGUGUUAGUUUCGAGUGUACAGCAGAGUGAUUCAGUUAUACCUAUAUUCUUUUUAGAUUCUUUUCCACUAUAGUUUAUAAUUCUUUUUAAACACUGAACCAUGUGAAUGCAUUACAUACCCAUAUUACUUAUUUAAUAAUUAAGUGGGGGAAGAAAAUCUUGAGAGGGAAAAAGGUUUUUUUUAAGAGCAAAAAAAAACAGCUUGCGGGCGCCUAAGUCCCAUCAGUCCAAUGUACAGGAACCGGGCCCUCCGCGGGUUAGAGCUGAGGGUGGGCAGCCCGGCGGACGCCACCGAGGCGAGGCUUCCUAGAGCGGCCCGGAAGUGCCCAGCUGACAGCGACCCAGCGCCGAUUGGUCGGUUUGAGUCUGACCUUUGUUCGGGCCGCCCAAAAGACGCUAGCUGUCGCACCUGUACCUCUCGGCGCGAGAUUUUUCUCUGAGACAAGAUUCUAAGAGAUUCUCCUUGAAUCAGUUCCAGAUAGAGGAUUAAUCUCCUGAAAAACAGCCCAGAAUGGCCACAUCCCUGGAACCUGAGGAACAAAAAGGACUUUUAAUAGUUAAGGCAGACCAUUAUGGGGGACAGGACUCCAUCUCACAAAAGUACAGUCCUCACAGAAGGGAACUCUUCAGGCAGCACUUCAGGAAGCUCUGCUAUCAGGAUGCACCUGGACCCCGUGAAGCUCUUACCCAGCUCUGGGAGCUUUGCCACCAGUGGCUGAGGCCAGAAUGCCACACAAAGGAGCAGAUUUUAGACCUGCUGGUGCUUGAACAGUUCCUGAGCAUUCUCCCUAGGGACCUGCAAGCAUGGGUGCAGGCACACCAUCCAGAGACUGGAGAGGAGGCGGUGACUGUGCUGGAGGAUCUGGAGAGAGAGCUUGAUGAACCUCGAAAGCAGGUCCCAGCCAAUUCAGAAAGACAGGACACACUUUUGGACACGUUGGCCCCCUUGAGAAGGCCACAUGAGUCACUGACUAUCCAGCUCCAUCCCAAGAAGACCCAGCAGGAGCAGGAAUCUGGGGAGCCCCAAAGGAAUGGUGAUAAAACCAAGACUAAGAAUGAAGAGUUGUCCCAGAAGGAAGAUAUACCCAAAGACAUGGAAUUCCUUGGGAAAAUAAACAACAGACUUACCAAAGCUAUUCCUCAGUAUCCUGAAUCCAAAGAUGCUAUUGAAAGUGAAGGCAGAUUCGAGUGGCAACAGAGAGAAAGAAGACGCUAUAAAUGUGAUGACUGUGGAAAAAGUUUCAGUCAUAGCUCAGACCUUAGUAAACACAGGAGAACUCACACUGGAGAGAAGCCCUAUAAAUGUGACGAAUGUGGAAAAGCCUUCAUUCAACACUCACAUCUCAUUGGACAUCAUAGAGUACACACUGGAGUGAAACCCUAUAAAUGUAAAGAAUGUGGGAAAGAUUUCAGCGGGCGCACAGGUCUCAUUCAGCAUCAGAGAAUCCACACGGGUGAAAAACCCUAUGAAUGUGAUGAGUGUGGGAGGCCUUUCCGUGUAAGUUCAGCCCUUAUUAGACAUCAAAGAAUUCAUACAGCAAAUAAGCUCUACUAAUAUGGUGGAAGUAACAAAAGUUCUUCAGACACUCAGGCCUAAUUAGUUAUCAGAGAAAUCUGCCUUGGAGACCUUGAGUAUCCUGAUGUAGGCAAAGCUUCAAUCAUCAUUAAAAAUUUCUCUGGCACCAGAGAAUUUACCUGAGUAAAAUUUCCUUUUAUUUCUGAAGUAGUUCAGUUUCUUGGAAGGAACUAAGAGUUAUUUCAGAAAGCCUUGUCCACUGCCAGCAUUGCUCACUUGCAGCCCCAAAUAACCAUGUUUCCUGGUCCUGGUUGAAAGAUGUGAAUUCUACCUCUCAACUCUGGCUCCUUUUUCCUUGGCCACUCAGUGUAUGACUUUAGGCAAGACAUUCAUAUUUUCUCUGCCUUCAUUUUCCCAUUCUGCAAAGUGCAGAUGAUAUAAUAGAAGCCCACCGGGUAUGCUGUAUUAAGUUAAAAUAGAUGAAAACUGCUUUUGAAAUUAAGAACUAAAACCAUACUGUUUUUCCCCAUCAUUAGUGAUAUAAUGGCCUAAAUAUCCCUUAUCUUAAAGUGGGGAAUAUAAUAAUUUUGUGGAAUAUUUUGCUUUGCCAGUGAUAAAAAAAUGAGGAAACCACCAGAAAGAUAGCAGGCUAAGAAAAACAUUAAAAUGGAGAGGAAAGCUGUAAGUCAUCAGUGGGAGCUGCUGGGAAGGGGGAUGAUGGAGUGUGUUAGGGAUCUGUAACUUUGGAUAAGUCACUUCUCUUCUGAAUCUCAGGUCAUUUAAACUGAGGGAGAUCGGGAGAGGUUGGUCUAGAACUGCACUGUCAAAUAUGGCAGCCAGUACCCACAUAUGGCUAUAUACAUUUAAACUUAACUGAAAUAAAGUGGAAAAUUCAGUUCCUUGGUGACAUUAGCCACAUUUCUGCUCAAUAGCCACGUGUGGCUGGUAGCUACAAUAAUGGACAGCACAGAUCCAGACCAUUUUUUAUCACUGCAGAAACUUCUCAAGGACAUUGCUGUUCAAUCAUUGGUAAGGUAACUUCCAGCUUUGGUAUGUGAUUCUGAGUUCAGGAAGGUAGCAAAAGAGAUAGCUGAAGAGGCUGUAAUAGCAAUAGGAGAUAAAAUACAAACACCUUAAAACAAAGUAAUUUAGUAAAAAUAACUCUGUGGUACUUUUUCAGCCUUAGAAAGAGAGUGUAUUGUAAUUGGAGAAAGAUGACUAUUAAGUAAAUACAAUAACCUAAUAAUCAAAAUUGAAAGCUUAACUUACUACCUUAUCUCUAUAAAAAGAGUGUAAUUACCUUUACAAGGUAACAUCCCCUGUCAGUUACCCUAUACUAAUGAGAAACUGGGACUCUCAGGACACUAAUACUUUAAGACACAGUGAACAAUUUAGUUUUUCUUUUUCUUUUUGGCUUCGGAAUGUAUUAGCAUUUCAUGAACGUAUUUGCGACAGUUUUACAUCACUAGUUUGAGAAUUUUAUAGCAUGACAGGAAUUGUGACCAAAGGCCAACACGUUCAAAUUUACAACACCAUCAAACUGCCACGAACCACUAAUUCUAGGAAUAGCCAUCACCAAAAUGAUCAGGAAGUGAUCUAAUCUCUUACUGAAGACAUUAAUUACACAUACUUGCUUUGAGAGUAGGAAAAGCACCAGAAUCAUUUUGUGUCUACUACUAUUGGAAGGUGACUCUUAAAUCAUUCUUCAUAACACCAUAAAGAUAAACUGAGUUUUUAUAUCUUUUGAACAUAAUGCUCCUUAUAAAAAAAUAAAAGUAAGUUUACUUUGAAUGUAUACAUCAACUGAUACAAAUAUUUUAAGGCAUCAAGUUUCACACUCAUACUUGUUUUUUCAUUUAUCUGAGCACUAUUUCAAAACAUUUGAAACAAAGGAUUUUUUAAUGAUCAUGAAAAGUAAAGUAUUAAAUCUUUAGUAUUAGAAACAUCGUUUUCUAAAAAAUAAAGUUAGAUGCUUAAUGAAUGAUAGCUUUUCCCCCUUUACCUUCAGUCUUGCUAAAAAACUGUCAUGUGUAGAAGCUGUUCACAGUCUUUAAAGGGGAAACUCAUGUUUCUGAUCUUAUCCUUGAAUUUAGAGACUUCUGCAAUGGUAAGAAAGAUGAUCUUGGCUACCACAACAUUAAGUUUACUUAAAUGGGUAAAAACGAUGACAGACUGAUUUUCCUCUAACGUACUCUGUAUGAUUGAACAUUCUAUUCAGGUAGUAGUUUUGAAUACCUGUUGUGUAUAAAGAACUGUUCUAGUCUUAGAGUUGUACACCCUCAAAGUCUGAGUGAAGAGUAGUUUGGAGCACUGAGACUAUGCUACCCUUUUUAGUCUGGUGUUGAUUCCAAAUUGCCACCACAGUGUCCACCAUCUGAUCUUGACCAGAGGGGCAAGGAUAAGAGUCAGGAAGGUACAGAAAGAUUUGGGGCCAGAGACAGCCUGGAGUGAUAGUGGCAAGAGAAGAAAGUCCAGUGGGACCUGGGAUAACUGCUGGCAUAAGGCAAAGGGGGCAUGAGGUUGAAGGAGAUCUAAGUAGUUGUUAGUAUUAUGAAGGAUUAGGCAGUGUCCUAGUAAGUCUGUAGAAACGUUCAAAAAAAUUGGUGAGGAUGCAAGCAGUUAGAAAGAGGAGCUCUGAGUUCAAUCACAGCCACAGUUAUUCGAAAAGAAGGUGUAAUAUGUUAGACGCCGUAACGAGAACCACUGAGUUCUAGCAGAGAGCCAUCCUGGAAUGAUGGCACCUGCUCGAAAAGAACCCUAAACAUGGAAGGCAGUUUCUUAAAUAGUUGUGUCAAAAACAUAUGCAUCACUCCUCCCAAAUUUUUUGGAGGGUUUUUCUUUUUUUUGGAGGGAGGCAAGAACUUGUAGUUUGUAGUUUUCAUGAACAGACAGUGAUUUUAAGAGGCAUCUAAAGGGAGUACGGGGGCAGUUCUUUCAGAUACAGUUGGGGAAUGGUGGUUAAACUGGUGAUUUUGAAUGAGGCGCCAACAGCUAUAAAGGGAGGAAACAGAUGAGAGUUGGGGUAGGAGAGGAUGUCGGAGGUAUGCACGGGCCUUGGUGAACAGGGGGGAAACAAGAUAGAGGAGAAGGGGAUGGAACAAAAAGAGAGUGAUAAAAAAGGAGCAAGGGUAUAGGGAAAGGAACAAAGAUAAAAUAAGAGAUGGUGAUAGAGAAAGAAAAGAGUGACAAGUAAUUCCAAUAUUGACAUCAAUUAUAAUUGAGACAGUGGGUCAUAUGCCACAGCCAUACGAAGGUGAACAGAUCAGCUUAUCCCAAGGUCGUUGAGUCUUACAUGCACAGCACAUAUUAUUUAUGUUAUCUUUAUUGAAUGUGUCUACAAUCUCAUUCUGAGCAUGAAAUUAUUUCUUUAUAGUCUAAUCAAAAAGUCCAUCAACAGUGAAACUGCUAGAAACUUUGAAAUGCUUCAAAACAACCUGUUCUCCCCUUAGUAAUAUCACAAGGCAAUUAGACUAAGUUUCUAAAAGAAUAGAUCUCUCAGUCUUUCUUACUCAAAUCCUCUAGAGCACAGUUUCUCAACCUUGGUUUUACUGACAUUUUCAGCCAAACAAUUUCUUGCUGUGGGGGGCUGUCCUCUGCAGUGUGGGAUGUUUAGCAGCAUUCUUGGCCUCUACCCUCUAGAUACCAGCAGCCCCAACUUGUGGCAAGCAAAAAUUUCUUAAGAGAUACAAAUGUUCCCUGAGGGACAAAAUCUCUCCCCCGCCCUGCCAGCCCAGUUGAGAACCACUGCUCUAUAGGAAAAUAAUCUGAUUUCCAUGACCGUUCCACAUCAUAUACAAUAAGAUUCAACUUAGAAAUGUUAUAUAUGGCCAGCACUGUUAGACCCUUUUACUACCCCACAAAAUGAUUUUCUAGACCUUCUUCUCUCUAUACCGUACUUCUGCUGCUACCCUCUCCUUUGCCCCUUGACCCAACCACAAAUAGACACUUUAUCCUUGAUCUGCACUGUCCAAUACAUUAGCCACUAGAUACAUGUGGCUAUCGAGCACUUGAAAUGUGGCUACGCAACUGAGGAACUAAAUUUUUUCACUUUAAUUUAAAUUUAAAAACUGAUACUCAAUUCAGUUAUUGGAAAACCUUUAAGUAUGUUCAGAGUAUUUCGGGUAUAGGAAUCUAUUUUUUCCAUUCAAAAUUUUAUGUAAUCUCAAUACAGAUCAAGUACUUCCAAUGAAAAUUUAAUAACUGAAUUGAGAUGUGUAGUAAGUAUAAUAAACACACUGGAUUAUAAAGACUUAGUAUGAAAAAGGAAUGUAAAAUAUUUCAUUAAUAAGAUAUUAUUUUAAAAUAAUAUUUUGGAUAUACUGGUUUAAAUAAAAUACAUUAAGAAUUAAUUUCACCUGUCUUUUUACAUUUUUAAUGUGGCUACUGGAAAACUUACAUCCACAUAGGUGGAUCACAUUACAUUCCUAUUAAUUGGACAAUGAUCAAGAUCUUCUCACUCUCAGGGUAGGUCCCAUUCACUAUGUUCCAAACCACCUCAAUUCUGUGAGGCUAAGUUCUGUGCUGCCAAGGACUCUUUACCUUUUUCUUCUUAUUCAUUAAUCCAACAGGUAUUUACUGAGUGCAUGCUAUGUGCCACGCCUCUAUUUUAGGUAUUGGGGAUAGAGCAGGAUAUAACAAGAUAUUUCCAUGUAAGACUGUGAGAAAAAUAGUGAAUGUUAAAAUUAAAGGUAUAAUGCUGUCCUUUCAGAUGGAAGACUAUUAGGAAAAAAAAGGCAGGGCAUUUCAGGUUAGGUGUGGGGAGGAAGGAAAGAAAAGGGGGAAAAAUAGAUUGUUACUUUGGGAUUACAAUUUCAUUUCAAUUUAAUAAGAUUUUAAGUUUGGUUUGUUUGGCAAGUCCAAUAGCACAGCAAUAGGGACUAAAGGUCUUUGGAUAUGCCAUUGCAUGAGAGGACUUAUUAAUGGUUAGACCUGCUUUAUGCAUUAUUUUUAAUACACACUUCAUAGUAUUUACUGCAGAAGUCUCUGGGGAAAUUAGCAAUGGAACAAUUUCUAUAUGUAAGAACCAUAAAUUCCCAUGUAUGUUGAAUUACCCUAUUAUAUAUCACCGUAAUACUGGGUACAAGGAAGGAAAUUUCAUUAAUCCAGUUAUUGUGCCUUUUUGUUUUUCUCUACUCCACUCAGUAGAUAGUCUUGGAAAACUCUCCUAUAGCCUUAACUUUAUCUCAAAGACGUGAAAAUGAUUACGUGCUUUUGAUGUUUUUUGUUUAAAAAUAACUUACCUAUGAAGAACAAUCAACAGUUAGAUAAUUAUAAACAAAUUCUAUUUUACUAUCUAUAUAAAAAUACAAACUUGAAUAUGAGGACAUCUAAAAAUGCAGAAAUAGUUAUAUAUUCCAUGUAUCAAUGUAUAAAAACAUAGCUGGAAGGAAAUCCUUUUUCAGAAUCAGGAAAUAGUGCCUUAUCUACUAGGUUAAAAUCCUAAACCCUCCAGCAAAUGUAUAAUUCCAUAUUUUGAACAAUUUUAGUAUUUCAUUGUCACAUAAAAUAUGUAAAUAGCUAUUCACAUUAUUGUGGUGAUUUGCAUAUACAAUAGGAGUCAGAUGGGAAAGAAAAUACCAUUCUUAUUUGUAAAGCAAUGACAACACAAUAAAUCUGGAAUCUUUGAAAUAAUUUUAAGUUAAAACAUUUCUUCACCUACUGCAUAUAUUUAUAAGUUACGUUAAUGUCUAACUCUUACACAAGUUGAGUUUUUUGCAUAAACACUUAAUGCUACUUUCUAGGCACUCUGUUACUCAAGGGUUGACCUUAAAUUCAUUUUUCCCCUUGGAUCAGUAUUCUUGACACCUAUGGAAAAGAACAUCCUGGCUCCUCCAGAAAGUAGAUAAAGCUAAGUCAGAAAUAAAGAAGAGAUAAACAUGACACUCCAAUUGGAAAAGUAUAAAACCAUCACAGUCAGUUUGGCUUCAAAUGAAGAGUAAGUACAUCAAUACCUCCUAGAAAAAUCUAUGCCAUUUCUUACAUAAAACCCAAACUACUACCAGGACUUUGAGUUAGUUCAGUGUAGACAUUCUACCAGACAUAAUGUAUUUGAUAAAGCUUCUAGCUUUUUAUCUUCAGACUGGUUUGCUAUAUUAAUUCAAGAGUCUCAGGAAUAUGAGAAACAAUGACAAUAAUUCAAAAUUUUUCAUUAUCUGCUCUUGGAUGUGUCUUCAUUUGUCACAACUGUUGGGCUAUAAUAAAGGAGCUGCUUCUGUCUUUUCAUUAAAAAAAAGAAAUCCCCGCUUUUAUAAGCCUGUAUUACAGUGAAGGAAUACAAGACAAAUAUUGAAUAGGAGUAGUGGUAUAUGGAAUAUAAAUAAUGAAAUGAAACAGAGUGGCUGAAUGACUACUACAAGUAGUCAGAAAAGGCUUUUCUGGAGAGCUGACAUUCUAACUGAAAUAUAAAUGUCCAGCCUUGGGAAGUUCUGAAGAAGACCCUG